Molecule: messenger RNA, 2855 nt
Organism: Neohortaea acidophila
Lineage: Eukaryota; Fungi; Ascomycota; Dothideomycetes; Mycosphaerellales; Teratosphaeriaceae
Exons: 1
Coding region: 152-2749 (865 amino acids)
Cellular component (GO): plasma membrane
Molecular function (GO): calcium-activated cation channel activity
Source: RefSeq, a predicted model, not a curated record
UGCAGCUGAUUUCGUCUUUUCGCCGGCCGUACGAGAGAGACGUCAUCCCGAUCUGGUAAACUGUAUUGCCUCUCGUUUCCAACUUCCCGCCUUUUAUUAUUCUUCAUCUUUACCAUCCAAGCAUCUGCAUCGCGCUCUCCGACGUCCUCCCAUGGAUGGUCUACUCGCCUUCGCCAGCGACGACGAUGGCGACGACUAUGGCAGGCUCGUGGGUGUCGACAGCCCCCGCGAAAAGACCAUUCAAGUCAUCCUGUCCUUGAUCAUCGGUGUAUCCGCCUUCCUCACCUUCUGCGUCUUAAGACCGCGCUGGACUGGUAUCUACGCGGCUCGCAAGAAGCACAAAGACAGUGCGACGGCAGUGCCUGAGCUGCCUACCUCGCUCUUCGGGUGGAUAGUGCCGCUAUGGACAAUCACGGAUCAACAGGUCUUGGCUUGCGCCGGCCUGGAUGCCUACGCCUUCCUCGCCUUCUUCAAGAUGGCCAUGAAGUUCUUGGCCGUUGCCUUGUUCUUCUCCCUCGUUGUCAUCAAACCCGUACACGAUGCGCAUCCGCCGCAGGAAGAAAUUCCUGACAACAAGACGCACCACCACAACGGCUCGCAUCACAACACCUUUCAUCUGUAUUCCCAACAGUCGGCGCAGCUUCCCUACAACUUGUCAGACGGGUGGUUUGACAGCGACUUUGAGACAGACUACCUUUGGAUGUAUGUGGUCUUGACUUACCUCUUUUCCACACUUGCCAUCUAUCUCAUGAUCUCUGGGACGAGACGGAUCAUCGAAGUGCGGCAAGAGUACCUGGGGACGCAGACGACAAUCACCGAUCGGACCAUGCGGUUGUCGGGCAUACCGAUGGAUCUGAGAGAUGAAGAGCGGAUCAAAGAGUUCAUCGAGAGCCUGGACAUUGGAAAGGUCGAGCGGGUGACACUCUGUCGAAACUGGAAAGAGCUGGAUGAAGCAGUGGUGAAGCGGACGGAGGUGCUGAGAAAGCUCGAAGAGGCGUAUACCAUCUUUCUGGGACGAAAACGAAUAGGACGCAAUCUCGAGUCAUUGCCCAUCGCUCAGCCGACGCCUCCAGACGAAAGCGCAAGCAGUCAAGGGGCUGAGGAUCGCGAAGACGAUGAGAACUCGGCUCUCAUUGGUGCCAAUGGCAUCCAUCCUUUAGUCCCCGAGAGGACCCGACCGAAGACCAGGGUACGAUACGGAUUCAUGAAAUGGCACACUCGUCAGGUGGACGCCAUCGACUACUACGAGGAGAAAAUGCGAGAGGCAGACGAGAAAGUAAAGGAGCUGCGACUGAAGACUUUUUCUCCGGUCUCCCUGGCCUUCGUCACCAUGGACUCGGUUGCAGCCUGUCAGAUGGCCAUCCAGGCCGUCCUCGACCCAUCGCCACUUCAACUCAUCGCAAGCCAGAGUCCUGCUCCUGAAGAUGUGAUCUGGCCAAACACCUACCUAUCACGACGGAAUCGCAUCAUACGUGCGUGGUGCAUCACCUCUCUCAUCGUCCUUCUCACCCUCCUCUGGUCCUCGAUCUUUGUGGGAGUCGCUGGUCUGUUGACCGUUGACUCCAUCACCAAGGUUUUUCCCCAGUUGAAGGACCUGCUCAAUAAACACGAGAACGUACGAUCUCUAGUCACCGCACAGCUGCCACCCCUCCUCACAUCUCUAAUGAUCGUUCUGGUCCCAUACCUCUACUACUGGCUAUCCUGGUACCAGGGCUUCAUGUCCCAAGGCGACAUUGAGCUUUCGGCGAUCUCGAAGAAUUUCUUCUUCACCUUUUUCAACUUCUUCGUCGUCUUCACCAUUUCCGGCGCAGGCAUCAAAUUCUACGAAAUCUUUAAGCAGGUCGGAGAUGCACUGCAAAAGGAUGUCUGGAAACUUGCGUAUUCUCUCGCCAAGUCGCUGCAAAGACUGCUCAGUUUCUACGUCAAUCUAAUCGUCCUGCAAGGACUGGGCUUGUUUCCUUUCCGCCUGCUGGAAAUGGGGAGCGUUUCACUGUACCCGGUCUACCGCAUCGGCGCGAAGACUCCACGAGACUAUGCUGAGCUCGUGCAGCCUCCGACCUUCAGCUACGGCUUCUACCUACCGAAUGCGCUGCUCAUUUUCAUCAUCUGCAUGGUGUACAGUGUGCUUCGCGACUCCUGGCAAGUCAUCCUCGCCGGCCUGAUCUACUUCGCAUUCGGGCACUUUGUCUAUAAGUAUCAGCUGCUGUACGCAAUGGACAACCAGCAGCAAGCCACCGGCCGAGCAUGGGUCAUGAUCUGCGAUCGCAUUUUCGUCGGCCUCAUCUUCUUCCAAGUCGCCACAAUGGGUCAGCUGAUUCUCCAAAAAGCGGUGACGAGGAUGAUACUCAUGCUACCGCUCGUCAUUGCCACUGUGUGGAUCUGGAUCAUCUUCGGCAGAACCUACAGACCGCUAAUGAAGUUCAUUGCUCUCCGAAGCGUGAAGCGAGGCGAAUCGUACACCGACACUGCCGAUUCGCCAUCCCCUCCUCCGGAGGUGGCGAGCAGCAGGUCGAGCACGGAUCUCGCUCCCGAGCGAAACGUCUGGGCCGAUGUGGAGACUCCGCAGCCGCGCGACGAGCAAGACGCGGCUCUUGACUCUGGUCUGACGAUGAAGCCGCCACGGGAGAAGGCUGUGCGGUUUUUCAAUCCUUCUUUGGUUGCGCCCCUUGACGGCCUUUGGAUUGCGGAUAAGAAUUUCCGGAGGGAGCUGCCCGAGGCCACGGUCCCUGAGGGCGAGGAUUCUGUUUGAUGAUACAGCGAGCGAGAGCGAGAUACCCCUGUGCUUACCAAAACCAGUAAUCAGUAAUACAAUUGACUCCUGUACUGUGGAAUUUCUUUAUCUCUAGGUCUAGGUC